Molecule: messenger RNA, 2760 nt
Organism: Leopardus geoffroyi (Geoffroy's cat)
Lineage: Eukaryota; Metazoa; Chordata; Mammalia; Carnivora; Felidae
Gene: UBE2V2
Product: ubiquitin conjugating enzyme E2 V2
Exons: 4
Coding region: 80-517 (145 amino acids)
Biological process (GO): protein K63-linked ubiquitination; DNA damage tolerance
Cellular component (GO): nucleus
Source: RefSeq, a predicted model, not a curated record
GGGGCGGGGCGGCGCGCUCCCGGAAGUGGCGCGUUACGUCGCUGUGCGUGCAGGCGGCUGCGUCGGGCUGCAGGAGAAGAUGGCGGUCUCCACAGGAGUUAAAGUUCCUCGUAAUUUUCGCUUGUUGGAAGAACUUGAAGAAGGACAAAAAGGAGUAGGCGAUGGUACGGUUAGCUGGGGCCUUGAAGAUGAUGAAGAUAUGACACUUACAAGGUGGACAGGCAUGAUUAUUGGGCCACCAAGGACAAAUUAUGAAAACAGAAUAUAUAGCCUGAAAGUAGAAUGUGGACCUAAAUACCCAGAAGCUCCUCCAUCAGUUAGAUUUGUAACCAAAAUUAAUAUGAAUGGAAUUAAUAAUUCCAGUGGAAUGGUGGAUGCACGGAGCAUACCAGUGUUAGCAAAAUGGCAAAACUCAUAUAGCAUUAAAGUUGUACUUCAAGAGCUAAGACGUCUAAUGAUGUCCAAAGAAAAUAUGAAGCUUCCACAGCCACCAGAAGGACAAACAUACAACAAUUAAUUUUAGUGGAUCUCAAACUUGUCUUAAAUCAACAGCCUUCUACUCAUGUUAAUGUCUUGAUUAAAUAUCACAAUGCAAAAUACCCACACAUUAAGUAAAAGAAUUCCAGCUGGUAAACAUGACCUGGACAUUUGUAAGAAUAUAUUUAAUACAUGUACACCAUUAUGUUUUCAGCUUACAGGAGGAAAAAUGCAGCACCAUUUUUUUUCUCUUGUUAAGGCACUGUCAUUUAAGCAUAAACCUGGAGUACUCAAAAUAGAAUUCAGGUUUACAAGAUGAAAGCAUGGAGAGAAGAGUCAGAUGCUGUGGAAGCAUGUGUGUUUCUGAAAAGUAAAAAAAUCUCAAGAAGGAAAAACAGAAAUGGCAUGCUUUAUCCAUCUUGCUUAGCGAAAGAGCUUCAAGUUGAAAUUGUCUAAAGUAGCAGGUACAAUGAAUCUUGUCACAAAUUGUGUUAAUUUUUGAAGCGGUGUGGGUGCUGACUACUAGUAGUAUCAAAAAUAUGUUCAGGAUUGUUUUGAUACCUGUAUUUAUGAUAAAAAAAAUGUCGUGGGGGAGGCCGAUGAGUAUCUGUUAAAAGCCGUUCCUGUGUGUUACAUGUAACAGACAUGGUAAAUAUUUGUUUACAGUCUUUGUUUGACAAACCAUGCAUUUAAGUGAAAUCAACAAAAAAAGGAAAUAGGUGUAUGGAUAUGUGAUUUUGAGAUUAAAGUUAGUCUUAAAAUGUAAAUAAAAUGUGGAACGUGUCCUCAGAAACCGUGCCAUUUCUAUUAUAUUGAUGUGGUAUAUGUACAGUACCUUGCUGAGGUAGCAAAAAUUGGAAUUAUUGUAGCUAUUCAUCUAUAAACACCUUUUAUUAUUACUCUAUUUUGUAUACUUCUUGUGAAUUGGAAUUUGCAGAGUAUCUCAGAGAACAAAAUACCGAAUUAGUUUAAUUUCUUCUUUGGAGAAGGAGGAAUCCUGGCUAUUAUAUUUUGAAUUUGAGUUUACCAGAAAUAUUAUUUAAAAAUGUUUGAAUUCUAGCAAUUCUUAUAGAAUUACAGACUACAGAUGAUCCAAGUACACAUUCCAUUUUUAAUUCUUUAGUUUUCUGUGACGUGUCUUCCCCUAGUGCUUUUAAUACUUACUAAUUGGGAUUAAUUGUAUCCAGUUUUCACUUAAUCUCCACUUGGGCAGACGCUAAUUUUGACCUGAAAGUUCAUUUGUGUUCUGCCUUUACCGAAAUAGGCUUUAGGUCACUUUUUCAUUUCAAAGCACUGGGUAUGCUACUUUGUUAAAAAUACUCCCUUCUUAUGAAUUCACUGCAGAAAAUAGAAAGGUGGUCAGGUAGCAAGGACAAAUUUCUCAAAGGUGUCCUGACAUGUUUUUAUCAGUUCAUUCAAAGUUAAAGAUCUGGGCUACUUUUUCUUGAUCAAUAAUACAUAAAAGUCAGUGACAGUUUGUCUAAAGUUACUAAUUUCAACAUGGCUAUUCUUUUUCAUUAUCAAAAGAGGUUUAAAAUGCUUUCAAAUGACAGAUAGAAAAUAUAUACACACAAAAUAGUGCAUGUAUAAUUUAUUAAAGUAGGUUUGAAAUGAAUUCUUACCUUGGAGUACAUUCUUAAAAAUUGUAAAUGGUUGAAGAUGAACUUGAAUUACAAUGGCAUCAUAUGCAAGACCAUUGCCAAUGGUCUGAAUCAGUUUAACUCCUUUUCCACUUUGAGAAUGUGUCUUGUCACACAUGGGGGCUAAUAACCAUUUGAAUGCUGUUAAAUAAUUUAUAUAGUGGUGGGCUGAGAGUCUGAGUACUUGGUCACUUGUCCUUUUCCCUUUUCCCAUAUCCACUAUUGUGAAGGGUUUCUUCUCUCAAGUAUAUGUUGUGUGAGUCAGCCCUAGAAUGUUAAUUUCCUCUGUUUUGUCUUUGGGACUGUGGAUCUCUGCAGAAAUCUGCAUGCCAAUUAGCCAGUUCCCAAAGCAGAACCCAUUUUGCAUGUCACAAUCAAGAUAUACAUGGCAAUCUAAGACACACUGGUUGAUUAUGGAAGGAGCUAAUGUAGAGCUGCUCUUAAUUACAGUAACAUUUCUAAGGCUGCAUUUUUGAAGCAAUUUUUCCUUUGUUUUCUAAAGUGGCUAAGGUUGUAGGAAUGUGUGGUAUUAAAUGAACUGUAAAAUUGCCUUUGAAACUUGUUUAAAAGGCUAGCAGUUGUGACCCUAGGGGGAUGAUCAUAUAUUAAUAAAGAUUACAAAAAUAAAAUUCUUGUCCUGUUA